This is a messenger RNA of Emericellopsis atlantica, 1540 nucleotides long. RefSeq lists its product as uncharacterized. Bases 256 to 1233 code for a protein of 325 amino acids. Lineage: Eukaryota; Fungi; Ascomycota; Sordariomycetes; Hypocreales; Bionectriaceae. Gene Ontology annotation, biological process: regulation of store-operated calcium entry. The transcript has a single exon. The record is from RefSeq and is a predicted model, not a curated record. Gene Ontology annotation, cellular component: endoplasmic reticulum membrane.
ACAUCAACUUAAAGCAAUGGCUCGGGUGCAUCCGCGCGCUAAUGAAGAAUGAAGACACUGUGGUUCCGGCCAGGUGGCCUCUCUCUUUCACUACCUAUCACUAUCGCUACCGGCACGUGCCCUCACUGGCGUGCGUCCAGAUUCCGAUGUGCAACAUGAUGACCACGUUUGUCGAAUCCCGCUCCACUCCGCUCAGCGCCCUCUCUAUGCAUCACGACUUUCCACAGCCUAGAUAAUCGUCUACAGUAGCACACUAUGCAGCUCGCGAGUCUUGUCGCUGCGCUAUUCUGCCUCGCGCCAGCCGACGCCGCCAGCAAACCCAAGGCCGCCAUCCUCCUAUCCCAGGUCCAAUCUCUCACCCUCCGAGGUCAUGGCGCCCAAACCACGCACCGGCGCGUGCCCUCUGCACCCCAGUUGAAAUGCCUUUCCCACCCGUCUCUCUGCGCCCUCGUCGAGCCACAUCUCGAUGUCAUGCGCUGCCAGAACAUGGGCUCGUCCUACGAUGAGGCCAACGUCGAGUGGUCUUGCACCGCCACCCUACCGGAUGAGGUCCGGCUGGGGAGUACAGACGUCAUCUGCGAGGGCUACGCGAGCUCAGACGACGAGUACGUGCUCAAGGGCUCGUGUGGCGUGGAGUACCGCGUGGCCUUGACAGAGGCUGGCGAGGCGCGCUAUCCAGACUUGGUGAACAAGAUGCAGCGGGGAAUCACGGGGCCUAGCAAUAUGUUUGGCUAUCUGUUCUGCCUCCUCUUUGUAGGUAUCGUAUGCUGGAUGUUUUACAAGGCAUGGACCAACACCAAUGCCCGUAUGGGCAACACCACCCGGCGAAGACAGCGCAGGGCCGGAAGACGUUUUGGAGGAGGAGGUGGAGGCUGGGGUGGUGAUGACGAUUAUGGACCAGGCGGCGGUGGUGGUGGGUUCGGCGCAGACACGGACAGCGACGCGCCUCCUCCGUACCCAGGAUCGAGCAGCAGAAAGUCGGCGCCGAGUGGUCGACAGCAGCAGGGGGAAGGCUGGCGGCCUGGGUUCUGGACAGGUCUGGCCGCGGGCGGUGCCGCAGCUUAUGCCGCGAGGGGAUCCUCGUCUAGGAACAACAACAACAACAACAGGCGGCAAGGUGGUGGCUUCUUUGGAGGCGGCGGCUCAUCGUCCUCCUACGCCUCUGGUUCCAGGAGUGGUCCCUCUGGGUCGACGCACGAAAGCACUGGGUUUGGAAGCACCAGCCGUCGGUAGGCAUGUAACACGCGCCAUGUGAGUACUUGCAAGAUCUUAGGACUUGUUUGUAGCAUUGAGCAAGUACUUAGUGCACGCAUAUCCCGCUAUAUGUGAACCGAUGACUGCAGCAGCUGUCACGCGGUCAAGUCCAUGCCAAGAAUAUCCAACACCGCCAACUCCGGACCCGCCAACCCUCUCCCAUAUUGUGUUACGCCGGUAGCAAAGCGCUUAUAUACAAGGCGACUCGGGCCUCAACACGGCCGUCGUCCACGCAUGGUGGUACAUGAAAAGCAAAGAGCUCUUCCUCUUCUAAGAAACCAUUGUU